Messenger RNA from Oldenlandia corymbosa var. corymbosa, 492 nucleotides. Lineage: Eukaryota; Viridiplantae; Streptophyta; Magnoliopsida; Gentianales; Rubiaceae. The record is from the annotation of a GenBank genome assembly.
AUGGCUAGACUUCCCGAGGUCAAUGUUUGUAUUCCAGAAGGUCCACCAUUUCGUGAAUACCGUCCGAAAGUUAUCUUUUUCGGGGUCUGGUGUGGAGAUAUAUGUCUUAUCACGCUGAAGGAGCCUAUGUCAUUGUUGUUUGAUGUGUUUGCGAUGGAGUUGGACUAUUUAAGAUGGAAUGUGAGAUAUUCUCUAGACCUAUCCCCUCUGAGUAAUUUAUAUCCGUCGAUGGUCCUUGAGGAGAGAGAUCGUUAUAAUGACUGGUUUCGAUAUAAAUUCUCUGUGCUAAGUUAUUGUGUUGACGAGGAAAGGGAGAAACCCAAAUUGCUGAUAUCACUUCCGGGUAAAACUAUAUCUUGCGACAUGAAUGGCAUGAUUGUGAAGGAGAUCGCUGAUGUAGUUCUCGAGAGUACUAGAUACGAACAGAAGGAUCUACCCAGGUUCAGAUGGUUAGAGGCACUUGAACAUGUUGAGACUCUGGCCCCUGUAUAA